Desarmillaria tabescens is the source of this 2340-nucleotide messenger RNA. RefSeq lists its product as uncharacterized. The transcript is spliced from 4 exons. The record is from RefSeq and is a predicted model, not a curated record. NCBI's taxonomy places the organism in Eukaryota, Fungi, Basidiomycota, Agaricomycetes, Agaricales, Physalacriaceae. The annotation marks the transcript as partial.
GAUGUUGAUCACCGCAAAGGACUUGCAUUCCUGUCGAAAACUGGCGACAUCUUCUAUACUCCGAAUGCUGAAUAUCCAAUCGAAGUGCCGCUGCCUCACGACCCAGAUAAAUACGCCUUCCACGAAGGAAUGGUUGUUGAUUAUUAUCUCUACCCUCAGUGGUGGACAGAACAAUUUGGGUGGUUGGCAUUUAUCGAUCGCCGCGAGCACCAUCACGGAUAUCCGUUUGAGUGCCUGUGGAAGAGCACGAGUAUUCAGUCGGUAUCUGAGGAACAAUCUUUUAUCAAAGAUGGUAUCAUAGAUGUAGCGGACAGCUGGUCGUGGCUGGAAGACCGCUUGAUCAUUUGCACAUCCAUCCUGACGAGCCGCUACUCAGCACCCUGCAUGCGACCCCAGCCUCCUUCGCAAUUGUAUUACAAGGCCUUCCAGAAAGGUGCAAAAUCACGCCUUAGGAGCUGUGUCGAACUCGCUCGACGAUGGUUUUCUGUGUGGUAUGGCUUGUUCUCAUUCAUCAUCGCAUAUGGAACUACAGGAUGGAAUGUACGAAAGGUGGACUUCGGGCAGCCAGAUUGGUUCACGUUUUUGCAAUCCCGACAUUUCGAUUUUACUUGGUUGGAGGGUAUUCUCUUGUCAACAAUCCCACCAGAUCCAUCUUAUAAGCACCGCGUGGGCACAGUUCUGCUCCCCACCAUUAGAGGCAGCUCACAGCCUCCAGUUCAGUGGUUCAUUGAAAAUGGUGUCCCUGUAUGGUACCCAUGGACCAGCGCUCAAAUCCGUGAUGCUGAAGAAUGGCCUCAUCUUUUUACUCCCAUCGCCCCGCCAGCGUAUAUUUUACAAGAAUUGCAAACACACAUCCAUCGUCCAAUUUCUCCGCAAGCAUCUACUCAGCCUGGAUCUCAAAAUGUGGACGAGUGCUUGGAAACUGCAGACCUUGAUCCUCUUCACAUCGGUGACCACAUAGACAAAGAGUUUGCUUACAAUUUUCCUGUGCCAUUGUCAGCGCCGGAGAGAGACAAUUCUUGUCCAUCACUGUCGCAAGAGCCUCCCGGAUGGAUAGCAUUUUUCGACGCCAGAGACAAACGCAAUGCCGAGAGGGAAAAGACAGAAACAGAAGAACAUCGGGCAGUCCGUCUUUCUAGGGAGCGCAACCCACCUACCACAUGGGCCAAUGGUCUUUAUGAAUGGGUUGAGGAUUCUCGUGAGCCCAGAGGAUGGCGUCGCGAAGACAUGGGUGUCAAACGAGAGUAUAGGGCCGAAACUCUCGAGGAUUACUCGUCGAAACAAAAGCGAUAUGAUUCUUGGUGCAAUGAAUGGGAUGUUUGUCUGGCAUGGGGUGAGGACCUUGAUACUGGGAGUGACGAUGAAGAUUCCUACACCGCAGACCCUAUCGAUAGUGGUCCUUCAGUCGAGAAACCUGACCUAAUACUGCGCGGAUUUCAAAGAACACCGAGUCCCGAUAUCCCUAUGCCUGAGGAGGUCACCAGUCGAGAAGCUGAACAGACAUCCGGUUUCCUUCGAACGCUAUUCUGCCAGUUUGGUUUCACUGCACCUACGGUUGACAUUGCAAAGCUGUCGAGCAGCAGUGCCGCAUUUAAGCAUGUUCUUCAGGCAUUUGGACUAUCAACAGAGGUGGCCCAGUCUUUCUCCUCUUCCACAGCCAGUGCGAUUACCCAAUUUCUCCAAGACAUCUCCAAAAAGCAUCAGCCUCUUGCAGAUAGAUGGGACGCCAGCAUCAAUCGAGAACAUGGCUUGGCUUUUCAUCCUCUUUUAUUCACCCUCAAAGUUGACCAACUUCAUACAACCUACAUUUUUCCCGAGGAUAACUACCAAGCCUACAUUGAAAAUCGAGCAAAGAUUCUUUACAAACCACAUGGACAUGCUGCCCUUUUGCACGGAGGGAUUAUUUGGCACCUUGCAAAAGAACACCUCAGCGUAGAUGCUGCCUUGCAUGGCCCUUCUACAAAGGCCACAGAAUACCACUUAGGGUUUGUCCUAGGUCACAAGGGUGAGGCGUGGAGCUUGUGGGAUGAUGAUCUUGGUAGCGAUGAGGCAGAUCUCAUUUGCAGAUUGUACAGAUGCAAGACAGGCCAUGGAGAUCAGCUUGCAUUGAAGUCAUGGUGGCUGUUGCAACAUACUUGGGAUUUGGCAGGUGUCAAUAUGGGUUUCUGGUCUGAAGAGAAUGAGAGGUGGUAUCAAAGCAGAUUACAUAAGAUUCUCGAGGGAAAGGCUAAACCAAUGGGUGUAGAUCAAUGGCGCAAUGAGCUUCAGGGAUUUCCAGUCACUCGAAACAUACGUGACGGACUUCGUGAGCUAUCAUUGCUACCAAGUUCAGCCAAAUAA